Microthlaspi erraticum is the source of this 1512-nucleotide messenger RNA. The record is from the annotation of a GenBank genome assembly. NCBI's taxonomy places the organism in Eukaryota, Viridiplantae, Streptophyta, Magnoliopsida, Brassicales, Brassicaceae.
AUGUUCUACAAUGGAGCACCAUCUAAUAGUACUUUAUCGGAAACAAUCAGUCCGCUGGAGGAGCAAAGUUGUAACUUGAGCUUGGUAGAUGUACUGAGAAGAUCAGCAUGUUACAAGAAGGCGAAACUGAGUGCGGAACAGUCACAAGCCGAAAAUAAGUCUAUCUACGAUGAUGAUAGUCUAGACAAUAGUAGAAACUGGUUUCUAUAUGUCGAUGCUGCUAAAGUUGAGAAGGAGAAUCUUCUGGCUAUUGUUGUUGUUCAUCAAAACUGUUCGGUUGAAGGAAAUCAAGAGAUUGAAAAUGACUCUGUAGCUGUAGCUGUAGCUGACAAGACAACAAGAGGGAAGAGGGAAGUGAAAAGCUCGGAUGGAAAGAAAAGUCGAAAGAGAAGCGUGAUUGAUGAGAGGAAUGAGGUUGAAGCUGUUGUUGUUGUUGAUGCACCGAUAUCUGAAGUUUUACCGAGAAAAGAAGUAGACGAUGUUCUUAGUGGAGCUCUAGGAAAAGAAAACGAGACGGGUGAGGAAUCUGUCGAAGAUAAUACUCAAACUGAUAAACUAGCGAGCCAACCAGAGAAUCAUUUGGAGAAGAAAAGGAAUAGAAAGUCCAAAAAAGCCAAAAGACUUGCUAAAGGAGAGAGUGUUCCAAUUCUUGUGAAGAAUCUUGAACCUAUGGAAGUUGUAGAUGGAGAAGAGGCUGAUAAUGUCAUCAGGGAUGUAUUAGAUUCUUUGCAAGAAAUGAAGGGAAAUCUGGACAAGAUGGAGGAUAAAUCAACCAAGAUUUCGAAGAGGAAACACGUUGAGAAGAUUGUGGAGUCCCAAGUUGAGGUAAACAGUGCUUCUUUGGAGGAGGCUCUUCCCUUCAAAACUGCAAAAGACACCGAUGCAUUGUUCAUGUCGCCUAAGGACGUCGCUGGUAAUAGUGAGGAUAAUCAAAGUCUAGAGGUGAAGGCUGAUAUGGGAGAUACUUUAUCUCCUAGUCAAAAGGACCAUGUUGCGGAUGGUGGUGAUAAGAGGCGAGAUCAUGUGAUCGAUGCAGCUAAAUCUAAAGAGGAGAAGAAAGGCCUUGACAUGCAUCACGAUGGCUCCAUUAACGGUUCCGUGAGCUCAAAGCAACCGAAAGAGAAAGUGGCUAGAUCAAAGGUUGAUCAUUCCGCGGAAGUCGCUGUCGACAGCAAGAAAGAAGCUGCAAAGAACAACAUCUCCAACAGUAUCAUCGAUGGUUCAUUGAGCUCAGUGAAACCGAAAGAGAAGAGAUCUUCAGAUGUUUCCAGUGGAGCACCAUCUAAUAGUACAUUAGACGAUGAUGAGAGUGAUGUGAAUUCUGUGUCUAGGAAGCAAGGAAACAAUCUGUCCGUUGGAGGAGCAAAGUUGAGCUUGGCAGAUGUACUGAGAAGAUCAGCAAGUUACAAGAAGGCGAAACUGAUAACCGAACAGUCACAAGCCGAAAGUAAGUCUAUGUACGAUGAUGAUGAUGAUGAUGAUAGUCUAGACAAAUUGUCUUUACGCAAAUAA